Messenger RNA from Daktulosphaira vitifoliae (grape phylloxera), 2222 nucleotides. RefSeq lists its product as uncharacterized. NCBI's taxonomy places the organism in Eukaryota, Metazoa, Arthropoda, Insecta, Hemiptera, Phylloxeridae. Bases 1120 to 2010 code for a protein of 296 amino acids. The record is from RefSeq and is a predicted model, not a curated record. The transcript has 10 exons.
AACGAUUAACCCUUUAUAUUGCCUUUAUAGAAACUAUAAUAUAGUUAAAUUAAAAUAUAAGUUAUACGUGAAAUUUUUAUACUGUUGUUAUUAUUAUGAUCUCAUAUAUUAUUUCAUAAAAAAAUGUAUUUAUUUACAUAAGCACAAUUUAUUUUGUACAAUGUGUUAUAAUUUUUUUAAUAUGCAGCAUACUGAAAGAGCGAUAAAUAUAAUGAAAAAAGGAUCUGUUGGUGCAAAUUUAGUUAAAGAAAUCCAAGAAGUAUUAAACAAAUUAGGUUUUGAAAACGAUUUACUUGAAGUAGGAAAAAUCCUAUUGAUGUUUGACCUCGCAAGUAAAGUUGAAAUUAUUUUUACCGUGUACACUGUUCAGGACUUUUCACAGGGAGAUAGACAUAAAUACAUUUUUUACUACCGAUUUCAAAAUCCUAUCUCAAACAAGGAAUUAUUUUUAUCAAAGAAGUUUUCCAUCCUAUCAUUUCUCCGUGCAACCUCCUCUUGUGUAACAUUGGAUACCUUUAAGGUAUGUGGUGUCCAAGCAGCGGCUCGUGGCGGUUACUAAUCACGUUAACUGUACAGAUUAGUCUCCAGUGCGCGAAUGCAGCUAGGCGACUGUGCAAAAGAUGUCUAUAGUUAUAGUGCACGCCGACAUAUAAUUCAUGCAGUGUUGGAUGACCUCCACGACGGACUGUGCUUUGGACACUGUUCCAAAGUUAAAAUUUCGUAUCAGGAAUUUAUGAAACUGUGCAACAGUUUUCAUUAUCAAUUUUUACAUCGGUAUUUUCGAGAAGAAUAUCAUAAUAAAAAUAUUAAAAUUUAGUACCAGGGAUUUAUAAGAACUAAUGCAUUAAAGUAUUUCGAGAUGUUUUCCAACUUAUCGCUAGCGAUUUUCAAGCGGCUGACAAUAUUAUUUUAAAUUAAAGAAUUCAAUAGUGAUUCUCAUGAAUCCCUGAUACUAAAAUUUUUAUUUUUAUAUGAGACUCUGUACUAUCAAUACGAUACACACAAUUAAUUUAUAAGUAAAACUCAUUAAAACACGGUUUUAAAAUUAAUAAUUUACAGUUUAAAUGUUAAUAUAAAUUUAUUAUUGUUAUUAUUAUUUACCGUUUUGGAGAAAUUUCGAUGGUUUACUCGGUAUUUAUUAAUGGGAGAGAACAAGAUCAUUCAAAUGUUCAAAGAUUUAUGCGAAUAUUAAAAAAAUAUGGAUAUGAAGAUUUAUUACACAAGCAAGUAAACGUUAACAAAAACGAUAAUUCUAAAGAGGAUGAACAGUACAUUAAUAAAACAUACUCAGUCAUAGACAAUGAUAGUAAUGGUUUGAUACUUAUUUGGAAUAUAAAAAAAAAACUUAAUCGUUUAGGAUAUGACAAUUCGUUAAUUGAAAUAGGACAUAUCCUGACAAAGUUUGAAUUCGAAGGAGUACAUUAUUCAAGCAUUGAAGUUUUUUUGAAUAAUUUAGAGAAAAAAGGCUAUUACAAACAAUUAAAACUAAAAAAUGAACAAGAUAACAAACUUAUAAAGAGAGCACAUGAUAUGAUUGAAAAAGAAGGUGAUGGACUGAGUAUUGUUUGGGAUAUUCAGAACAAAUUAGAAGAAUUAGGCUUCAAAAACUCAUUACUUGAAGUGGGAAAAAUCCUAUUAAUGUUUGACUGCGAGGGAUAUCGUUUUUCGAAUAUUCAAGAAUUUUUAAAAAUGAUGGAAAAAGACCUUUUUUACGAUUUUUUAUACGUUCAAAAUAAAAAUGAAUCUUCAGAUGAGACUAAAAAAUAUAUCGAUAGGGUGUUUCAUACAAUUGAAAACGAUGAUGAAGGAUUGGUGUCAGUGUGGGAUAUACAAUCGAGAUUAAAUAAUAUGGUCUAUAAGCAUUCAUUAGUAGAUGUAGGAAAAAUUCUGAUGAAGUAUGACGCAGAAAAAUUUCGUUACUCAAAUUUCAGUCAAUUUCUGAGUAUUAUGGAGAAUACGGGGUUUUUUAAUUUGUUGAAUAGAAACGUAACGUUUUUAGAAAAUUCUUGAAUAUGUAAUAAUUGUAAAUUUAUCAUUGAAUAUUGUUCACAAUAACUAUAAAAACAUAAAAUUUGUAUGUGUAUUUUUGUUUUCUAUGUUAGAAAACACUGUAUUUUCUUGCGUUACUAUUAACAUUUGCAAAAUAAUUGUACAUAACAACCAGUAUAAUUUCAGCUUAUACAUGUAUUUUAUAAUUAAUUAAUUAAAGAUAACAAAAUAAU